AUGCAGGCGUACAGAUCUUGUAUCCUUCCAUCAGGGCUGGGUAGAAGUUUUGACUCUACUAUAUCCCUGUCCGCUAUUCAUGCUUGUGCUUUGGGCUAUCUGAACCCAGUUGGCUUUCUUGUUCGGAUGCUUGAAUCGAACUCCUAUCCCGAGGUAAGAAAGAAUAGACGACCUACUAAAGACAGAUCGUCAAAUGGCGACGUAUAUAAAGAAGUGGCCGGUUCCUCCUUGACUUUCACUGUAUCACAAACUGAAUUGCUUUCUCGACUUUCUGUUGCCGAAGCUGAGCUUGUUCUCUCCACUCUUGCUGCUUUCUUUGCUAUUGCUUCUGUUGAAUGGUUGAGGGAUGAAGGGCGAGUACAGUCUCUUGAUCCUCUUUUACUGCUGGUCAAUCUCUCCUUUUCUUCUUUCUGUACCUCCUCGGAUGAGGUCUCGCUUUUUUUAUUCGAUUUCCUGCUUCGAGUGAAAGUGGAACUCACUCUUGGGAAGGAAAAUGAGUUUCACCCAAUGGUAUCCCACCAAUCUCUUCCAUCUUCACCCAUUUGA
Striga asiatica is the source of this 546-nucleotide messenger RNA. The record is from the annotation of a GenBank genome assembly. Lineage: Eukaryota; Viridiplantae; Streptophyta; Magnoliopsida; Lamiales; Orobanchaceae.